Messenger RNA from Silurus meridionalis, 2378 nucleotides. It is a transcript of the gene agfg2, whose product is annotated as ArfGAP with FG repeats 2. The transcript is spliced from 15 exons. NCBI's taxonomy places the organism in Eukaryota, Metazoa, Chordata, Actinopteri, Siluriformes, Siluridae. The coding region runs from base 573 to 2078 and encodes 501 amino acids. Gene Ontology annotation, molecular function: GTPase activator activity. The record is from RefSeq and is a predicted model, not a curated record.
CUGCAUCCUGUUGCUGUUGGGGUUUUUUUUCCCCGAGUAUCUGUGCACUUCAUGCAUCGCUUUUUUUCUGCACUCAAAGCCCUGAUUCCUGUCAGCGCUCCAGCAAAGCGUCGUGUCUUCGUAGAAGAACGGGCGGGUUCUCAUGAGCUUUUUUAGCAUGUAACACGAUGGUCACGAGCGCGUGGCACAUACACGCGCGAGAAAUCUCUGGACAGGUUUUUAAGAGGAACGUGAACGGGGAUUUGUUGAGGCGCGCGCACGAGAAAUUGAUUACGGAGAGCGGAUAAAACCUGAAUACGCAUUUAAAAAAGAAAGAAGAAGAAGAAGAAGAGGCAGAGGAGGAAAACUCCUGAAUACGCAUCUGAAAAUAUGCAUAUGAGGAUCCCUGUGAUAAAUCGUCUGAACAUUAUGCAGUCGCAGUGUGGAUUUCGUAAGGCGGAUGUGAGACUCGGAGCGGAGUGAAAAAAACGAAGGAGGAACUAAGUGCAGUGUAACGGAGCGUCGCUUCACGUCUCCCUGCUGCAGACUCGACGUACGUGCGUGUGGCAGUGAGCGCGUGUGUGUGUGUGUGUAUGUGUGUGUGCAACCAAGGCGCGAGCAUGUCGAACCGAAAACACCGGGACAGCCAGGAGAUUUGCACCCGCAAGGUCCGGGAGCUCGCGCAAACAGGGCCCAACAAGCACUGCUUCGAGUGCGGCCAGCCUGGUGUCACUUACACCGACAUCACAGUGGGCUGCUUCGUUUGCACAUCAUGUUCCGGAAUGCUGCGAUCCCUCUCAUCUUGCCUGUGCAACGUUUCAUUUCGUCACGGUUUCAGGAGGGGACUCAACCCACCCCACAGGGUCAAGUCCAUUUCCAUGACAACAUUUUCCCAACAGGAAGUAGAUUUUUUGCAAAACCAUGGCAACGAGGUUGGGAAAAGGAUGUGGCUCUGUACAUUCGACCCAAAGACUGAUGGCUGUUUUGACACUCGUGACUCACAGAAGUUUAAAGAAUUUCUUCAGGAAAAAUAUGAGCGGAAGAAAUGGCAUUUCUCUAAAAGUAAAGGUAGGAGGGAUGUAGAGCCUUCAUGGAGUACAGGGGUUCAAGCUCCUGCUCAGACUCAGCCCUCCUCUGGACACCCACUAAACCCUGCAGCCCGGGCUUCUCGAGCUCUGUCCCAGGCUCAGUUGCCAUCAUGGGAUAGAGUUCCGACUGUGUCUCCAGCUGAUGUUCGUACAGAGGUUUUCACAGCUCGACCAACUCGAUCUCAGAGCUUUAGAGACCACACUAUUAAAGAUUCCUUGUUAAGUGGGAUGGAGAGGCAGAGACCAGGAACAAUAUCUCCAGGAAUGGGACCCCAGAGUCGACUUCCCUCUUUCCCUGCUCUUCCACGGCCUUCAGCAAGUAGCACUUUCAAAAACAGCUUCACACUAGGUCGCACGGUAUCCUCAGGAGGUGGAGCACCAUUUCGGACCGUCCCUAAAUCUCUAAGUUUGGACUUUGGUGGUCUUGGGUCUACCCCUAGUGCACUAAGCCCUCAGGGUCCACCAUUUAUCUCACAAGACAAGUAUGCUGCUGUGUCUCAACUCGACAAGGUCUUUUCUGACCCACCCACUACAGUUGCAUCCACAGUUCCCUCUAGUGGCCCUCCACAAUACAGCAGUCUGUUUGGCAACAGACCAUCUUCUAGUUCCACACCUGCAAGCUCUCCAGGUGUGCCAGAGGUCUCUUCAGCCUCUCAGACUUUUGCAAAUUUCCCAAAUCCGUUCUGUUCCACAGCCAGCAGUUCACAGCCUGCAUUAUCCCCCAGUAACCCCUUCAACAGCACAGCCACAGGUGACAGCAGUACGCUUGUAUCACCAUCUCCUUCAGCUGCCUUUCCUCAUUCAGCCUCCUUUCCUGCUCCUACCUCCCACAAUGCUUUCCCUCAUGAGCCAGCUGAUAAUCAGGAGACAAAUGUUACUCAAUCAAAUGCAGGUUUUGCUUCUUUCCCUGCACUGGAGCCCAUCUCAAAAGUUCAGCGGCCAGUGUCUGUCAACCCAUUUACUGGGACGGUUUACCCCGCCAGAGGAACUUCACUGAACCCUUUCAUCUGAUCUCACUGUCUCUUUGAUGAGAGAGAGAAAGAAAGAGAGAAAGAGAAACAGAGGGGAUUGUGGGUGUAUGUGAAAAAUGGACAGAAAGCUUGAUGCCAUUUCCAUGCCUUGAGUUAAGGAAACUCCCUCCAUCAGAUAAGCGAGGAAAACAAACAAGGACUGCCCAUUUUCCUGAGUUUAAGUUAAUGUGCGUAUUAAACAGUGUACCCCUUUGUUUGAGUUUGUGUUUGUAUUUGUAUGUGUGUAUGUGUUGUGUGUGCACCGUUUUGCACCACACAUUACAAAUCAAAGUUUUUGUAA